This is a messenger RNA of Myotis myotis, 4361 nucleotides long. RefSeq names its product solute carrier family 6 member 6 (gene SLC6A6). NCBI's taxonomy places the organism in Eukaryota, Metazoa, Chordata, Mammalia, Chiroptera, Vespertilionidae. Gene Ontology annotation, biological process: neurotransmitter transport; sodium ion transmembrane transport; taurine transmembrane transport. The record is from RefSeq and is a predicted model, not a curated record. The transcript is spliced from 15 exons. Gene Ontology annotation, molecular function: taurine:sodium symporter activity. The coding region runs from base 325 to 2187 and encodes 620 amino acids. Gene Ontology annotation, cellular component: plasma membrane.
GGGUGAUGCUGAGAGCUGCCUGCUCAGACAACAGACACGCGAGGUCAGGAAGAAGCCGCUUAUAAAUUACUGCUUGCUUCGCGCCGCCGCCAGCGCCGAGCUUCGGGCCCUGGUCGCAGUCCGGCUCGCUUGCCGUCGCCGAGCCCUGAGGACUGCGAGCUCGGACACCCGGCCACACCGAGGAGCGCGGAGCGCGGACCCCGCGGGCCAGAGACCCAGCCGGCGGGCAGUCCCUGGCGAGUGGAAGGGAGUGCAGCGCCGCGGCCGCCCCAGGUCCAGAGCAGCAGCCCUUUCUGAGGAGCCUCCAAACAAAUCGAGGAGGAGAUGGCCACCAAGGAGAAGCUGCAGUGUCUGAAAGACUUUCACAAGGACAUCCUGAAGCCGUCCCCCGGGAAGAGCCCGGGCACGCGGCCCGAGGACGAGGCUGAGGGGAAGCCCCCGCAGAGGGAGAAGUGGUCCAGCAAGAUCGACUUUGUGCUCUCCGUGGCUGGUGGCUUCGUCGGUUUGGGCAAUGUCUGGCGUUUUCCAUACCUCUGCUACAAAAAUGGUGGAGGUGCAUUUCUCAUACCGUAUUUUAUUUUCCUGUUUGGGGGCGGCCUGCCUGUGUUUUUCCUGGAGGUAAUCAUAGGCCAGUACACCUCUGAAGGGGGCAUCACCUGCUGGGAAAAGAUCUGCCCCUUGUUCUCUGGCAUCGGCUACGCCUCCAUUGUGAUCGUGUCCCUCCUGAAUGUAUACUACAUCAUCAUCUUGGCCUGGGCCACCUACUACCUGUUCCAGUCCUUCCAGUCGGAGCUGCCCUGGGCGCACUGCAACCAUACCUGGAACACACCCUACUGCAUGGAGGACACGAUGCGCAAGAACAAGAGCCUGUGGCUCACUCUCAACACCAGCAACUUCACCUCCCCUGUCACCGAAUUCUGGGAGCGCAACGUGCUGAGCUUGUCUUCUGGAAUCAACAGCCCCGGCUCACUGAAGUGGGACCUUGCUCUCUGCCUUCUUUUCGUGUGGUUGGUCUGUUUCUUCUGCAUCUGGAAAGGCGUCAAGUCCACGGGGAAAGUUGUCUAUUUCACGGCCACUUUCCCGUUUGCUAUGCUGCUGGUGCUGCUGGUUCGUGGGCUGACGCUGCCUGGGGCAGGCGCAGGCAUCAAGUUCUACCUGUACCCUGAUAUCAGUCGCCUAAAGGACCCACAGGUCUGGAUUGAUGCUGGGACCCAGAUAUUCUUCUCCUAUGCCAUCUGCCUGGGAGCCAUGACCUCACUGGGGAGCUACAACAAGUACAAGUACAACUCGUACAGGGACUGUAUGCUGCUGGGAUGCCUGAACAGUGGUACCAGUUUUGUGUCUGGCUUCGCAAUUUUUUCCAUCCUGGGCUUCAUGGCACAAGAGCAAGGGGUGGACAUUGCUGAUGUGGCUGAGUCAGGUCCCGGCCUGGCCUUCAUUGCCUACCCAAAAGCUGUGACUAUGAUGCCGCUGCCCACUUUUUGGUCCAUUCUCUUUUUUAUUAUGCUUCUCUUGCUUGGACUGGAUAGCCAGUUUGUUGAAGUUGAAGGACAGAUCACAUCCUUGGUUGAUCUUUACCCAUCCUUCCUAAGGAAGGGUUUCCGUCGGGAAAUCUUCAUCGCCUUGAUAUGUAGCAUCAGCUACCUGCUGGGGCUGACGAUGGUGACGGAGGGUGGCAUGUAUGUGUUUCAACUCUUUGACUACUAUGCAGCUAGCGGUGUAUGCCUCUUGUGGGUUGCAUUCUUUGAAUGUUUCGUUGUUGCCUGGAUAUAUGGCGGUGAUAACUUGUAUGACGGCAUUGAGGACAUGAUCGGCUACCGGCCUGGGCCAUGGAUGAAGUACAGCUGGGCCGUGGUCACUCCAGUUCUCUGUGUUGGAUGUUUCAUUUUCUCUCUCGUCAAGUACAUACCCCUGACCUACAACAAAGUGUACGUGUACCCCACCUGGGCCAUCGGGCUGGGCUGGUGUCUCGCCCUGUCCUCCAUGGUGUGUGUCCCCUUGGUCAUGGUCAUCCGCCUCUGCCAGACGGAAGGGCCGUUCCUCGUGAGACUCAAGUACCUGCUGACCCCGAGGGAGCCCAACCGCUGGGCUGUGGAUCGAGACGGGGCCGCACUCUACAGCUCCCACUCGACCAUGAACGGCACUCUCAUGAAGCCCACCCACAUCAUCGUGGAGACCAUGAUGUGAGCUCUCUCGGGCCGACGGCUGCUUUCCUGCUGUUUACUAACAUUAGAUUCUCAUAGGACCAGGUUUACAGAGCUUUAUAUUUGCACUAGGAUUUUUUUUUAAUUGUCACAGAAAAUAUUACUGUGUAUGUGUGUGUGUGUGUGUGUGUGUGUGGUGUCGUGUGUGUGUAUGUGUGUGUGUAUUUUGUGUUGAUUUGGGGAUAUUUUGUACAAAAAACAAAAACAAACAAAAAAAAAAAUACAACAACCCAUGGGCAGAAGUCCGGGGCAAGGCAGAGCUUUCAUACUGAAUUAGAUGUAUUUUAUGGGAACUGGUAAAUUUUUCUUUGUAUUUUUUUUUUUUACAUAUAAUUAUAUGUACACUUAGAGAUUGUCAUACACUUUUACCACUUGAAUUGAUCUUGCCAGCAAUAGAUCUCGUUUUCAAAAGCAAUUCUUUGGUGCUUGUGUAGCUGGCAGAAAGUUCUGCCCCCUCCCUGCCCCCCCUCCCCCCAAAUAAAACAACGCAGGGUGGAAUUUUCCUGGGACAGCCAACCCAUUUUAAAGGUGUAGUACCUCCCAGACCUGGUUCAAGUCGAAGCAGGGAGAGGGCCCCACCCGCUGGCCAGGCCCACAGGGGCCUGAGAAAGGAGGGCUGUGAGGAGUCGGCUCAGGACACUUGUAAACAGGAAGAGAGAUGCCAAAAUGCUGAACCAGCCCCUCAAAUAAAGGCACUGACUGAAAGCUGACAGGUGAGGCCUGAUAGCAAAAAACAGAACCCCGCCUUUUAUUUUGAGGUCAGUGUAUUUGGUGAGGGACGAGGGGUGAGCGAGUGGACCAAAGAAAGUGGCCCAGGGUUCGGGUGGCCCGGUGUUGGGGAGGGGUGCUUUCCCUCAUCUCUCCACCCUCACCUCCCAGAGGCCGGAGAAGCUCCUGGCACCGCUGGUUAAGACCCCAGCCCAGGCCCACGCAGGCUCCUCGCGGGGAGAACCAAGAGCGUCCCGGGGCCUUUAGCGAACGCUCGAAUCCAGUAAAGUGCUCUCAGAACUCUUCCUCCCAGUUUAGUCACAAGUGCGACGCUGGGUAGACCCCGGGCGGCCGUAAAACUCCCCCCUCCCCGCCCCCCACAGUUCCUGGUGUCAGAUAUGCACUAUAUGGGACCGAGAGGGGGCCGUGGGGGGGCGUUUUCUAGGAAGUGGGGUUGUUCGGGGGGCUGGCACCCCAGAACUGGCUCGACCAAGAAUGGCGUCCUCUCUGAACCAGCAGGGAAGGUACUCACCUUUAACAUCCCGGGUGUGGACACACCUCCACCCUGGCCCCCAUUUGGACCUAAACUGUGCCAUUUUAAAGUCACUUCCAAGUUCAGUCUAAACUAAACCGAAACGUCACAAACGGCAGUGACUGCCUAGCAGGGGGGUGGAGGGUGGAGAUUCAGAGCAGGGGCUCUCUGAAUCCUGGAACCCCCUCCCCCAAUCCGAGAGAGGGAGGAGGCUUAGCUGUCCCCCUCCCCAGGGGCAGAGGCCACACUGAACCUCUUGUCUUGGUAAACUUUCACAUUUCGCUGUUUCCAAAGCAUCUGCUCUGCCAAACAACACCUAUUCCAGGCCGUUCCGUUCCGACGUGUUCCUGUUUUCCUAUGUGUCGAUGGUUGCUGCUGUGUCUGAUUGGACUUUGUUGGUUUCCCCCCCCCCCCCCCUAAUUUUACUGAGUAGCAAUGUGACCUGUUUUCCUGUCUUAUGGAACUUUAGUAAACUAACCACUGUCAGCGAUUGGGGACAGGUGAUCAUGGAGCGAGGAGGGCUUGGCACGCUGUGGCUACCUGGGCACCUGUGGUCAUUUCAGGCUACACACAUCUCCCCUCUGGGGCUCAGAUCCCCAGGGAAAGGCCGCAGGGUGGCAGGCAAAUUGCAACAUCCUGGAAAGGGCCCGAGGAAGGCCUCUCCUUGUCAGAUUCCCAGACCAAAUUCCAGACCAAAGACACAUGCAGACCAAGUCCCGAGGUGCCAGCUGGGUGGAAGGUCAGCCACGUUCCCCAAGCCCACCCCUCACACCUCCCUGGGCACCCGUCUCCAAUCGCGACCCUCGUGUCUGCCCCCCUAGCUCUGGUGUAUCCGCAGAACUUGGCUCUAUGAGUACAAUGUGGAACAACGCGCGGCUUCUCUAUGUCUCCACAUAAAGGAAACUCCUUGGCACUCA